AAUCUUGUCGUGAUCAUGUCGGUCAACCCUGGGUUUGGUGGGCAGAGCUUUAUCGAGAGUCGAGUGAAGAGAAUCUCGGACUUGAGAAGAAUGUGUGCAGAGAAGAUAUACACAGGGAGUAAACCAUGGAUUGAAGUGGAUGGCGGAGUUGGUCCUCAAAAUGCAUACAAGGUUAUUGAGGCUGGAGCGAACGCUUUAGUUGCUGGUUCAGCUGUGUUUGGAGCCAAAGAUUACGCCCAAGCCAUUAGAGGAAUCAAAACCAGCAAAAGGCCGGGAGCAGUCGUGUGACUAAUGAUCUGUAUCUAUCUCCAUUUCCAUUUAGG
This is a messenger RNA of Hibiscus syriacus, 323 nucleotides long. RefSeq names its product ribulose-phosphate 3-epimerase, chloroplastic-like. Gene Ontology annotation, cellular component: cytosol. Gene Ontology annotation, molecular function: metal ion binding; D-ribulose-phosphate 3-epimerase activity. Bases 16 to 288 code for a protein of 90 amino acids. Lineage: Eukaryota; Viridiplantae; Streptophyta; Magnoliopsida; Malvales; Malvaceae. Gene Ontology annotation, biological process: carbohydrate metabolic process; pentose-phosphate shunt, non-oxidative branch. The record is from RefSeq and is a predicted model, not a curated record. The transcript has 4 exons.